Cyclopterus lumpus (lumpfish) is the source of this 1647-nucleotide messenger RNA. It is a transcript of the gene rbm42, whose product is annotated as RNA binding motif protein 42. Bases 320 to 1525 code for a protein of 401 amino acids. Gene Ontology annotation, molecular function: mRNA binding. The transcript has 12 exons. The record is from RefSeq and is a predicted model, not a curated record. NCBI's taxonomy places the organism in Eukaryota, Metazoa, Chordata, Actinopteri, Perciformes, Cyclopteridae.
AGAGGGGGGCGGUCGUGACUCAAAACACUGGUUGCCAACCGCAACGUAACCAACCCAAGACGAAGAAGAUGGCGGCUCCUACCCUCAAGAAGUGAACCCAACUCGUUGAGCAUGUAGUUUGUUAUAUCUACUCCAGUUACACGUGUAUGUCGCUACAAGGUCACGAGGUUAACUAGUAAUCAAUAAGAUAAUUGAUCAGUUCACGGGGUUAGCCGCACGUUAGCGGUUAGCUGGUUAGUAGCCUUCGUGUAGCUUAGCUUAGCUUAGCUACGGAGCUCAGCUAUACGCGAGUUAGGGGAACUCAGCAUUAUCAAUAAGCAUGGCGCUCAAGUCUGGAGAGGAGCGUCUGAAAGAGAUGGAGGCUGAAAUGGCUCUGUUCGAGCAGGAGGUUCUCGGCGGUCCGGUGCCAGCGUCAGAAAACCCAUCGGCGAUGGACGGGGUACCCAUAGCGCUCUCUGUCCCGGCGGUUCAAAUGGUGCGAGCCAUUAUCGGCACCAACACCUACAGACAGGUCCAGCAGACAUUAGAAGCCAGAGCUGCUAGUUUUGUGGGUCCUCCACCACCGGUCUGUGCAGGACCAGUCCCUCCAGUACGUCCUCCCAUGCUGAGACCAGCCUUUGUCCCCCAUAUCCUGCAGAGACCCGUUGGUCAGAGGAUGCCGAUGAUGCGUGGUCCUCCAAUAGCACCUCCUAUGCCCCGGCCUCCUCCACCUCCUCCCAUGAUGCUGCCUCCUUCCAUGCAGAGCCAGACACCCCCGGGUCCCUCUCAGCCCAUCCAGCACAUGGCCGCUCCACCUCAGGUCCGCAAUAUGGUCCAGAUGGGGUCAGCCCCACCCACAAGACAAGGACCCCCACCUCCCGUCAAACAGACGCCGUCGAUCAUCCAGGCGGCACCGACGGUGUACUCUGCUCCUCCUGCCUCGUCUGGACAUAAAAGAAUUGACGUCCGAGCUCAGAGACAAGCCCGCAUGGAGGAGCUGGCAGCGCGGGUUGCAGAGCAGCAGGCGGCCGUGAUGGCAGCCGGUCUACUGGACAAGAAGGAGAGCGACGACGGCGCCGUCAUUGGACCCAGCAUGCCCGAGCCCGAGCCGCCCCACGAGCCUGUGGAAAGUGCUAAUGAGGACAAAAGGAGAGCGAGGGCGGAGAAGGUGAAGAAGUGUAUCCGUACUGCAGCGGGGACCAGCUGGGAGGACUCCAGUCUGUUGGAGUGGGAAUCAGAUGAUUUCCGUAUAUUCUGCGGCGAUCUGGGCAACGAGGUGAACGAUGACAUCCUGGCCAGAGCCUUCAGCAGAUACCCGUCUUUCCUCAAAGCUAAGGUGGUGAGAGACAAACGCACGGGAAAGACCAAAGGCUACGGCUUCGUCAGCUUCAAAGAUCCCAACGACUACGUCCGAGCCAUGCGAGAGAUGAACGGGAAGUAUGUUGGCAGUCGUCCCAUCAAACUGAGGAAGAGCAUGUGGAAGGACCGCAACAUGGAAGUGGUGCGCAAGAAGCAGAAAGAGAAGAAGAAACUGGGACUCAGAUAAGGGACUGUGUGUUGUGGCGCCCGUUGGACCGACGACAGGUCGGAUCUGUCCAAUCGGGAGAUGUACUGAGAUUGCAAAGGUGUUGACUUUUUUUUUUCUUAAAUAAAACCAUAAUUUUAGUA